GGUCCGCGGCGUCUCGGGGUCCGCCCGCGGGGUGCGGUGCGAGCGGGCGGCCCGGCUGCGCUCCUCCCCCGCCCGCCGCCGCCGCCGCCGCCGCUGCCGCUGCCGCCGCCGCCGCCGCUGUGAUUGGGUGGAAGAUGGCGCUGGGCGGAUGGAAAUCCUAAUGACAGUCUCCAAAUUCGCCUCCAUCUGUACCAUGGGCGCCAAUGCCUCGGCAUUAGAGAAAGAGAUUGGUCCAGAACAGUUUCCAGUCAACGAGCACUAUUUUGGAUUAGUCAAUUUCGGGAAUACUUGCUACUGCAAUUCAGUUCUUCAAGCACUUUAUUUUUGUCGUCCAUUUCGGGAAAAAGUCCUGGCAUACAAGAGUCAGCCUAGGAAGAAGGAGAACCUGCUCACGUGCUUAGCAGACCUCUUCCACAGCAUCGCCACGCAGAAGAAGAAGGUCGGGGUGAUCCCUCCCAAGAAGUUCAUCACCAGAUUGCGGAAGGAAAACGAGCUGUUUGAUAACUAUAUGCAACAAGAUGCCCAUGAAUUCUUAAAUUACCUACUAAAUACAAUUGCUGAUAUUUUACAAGAAGAAAGGAAGCAGGAAAAACAGAAUGGUCGCUUACCUAAUGGUAACAUUGAUAAUGAAAAUAACAACAGCACACCAGACCCAACGUGGGUUCAUGAGAUUUUUCAGGGAACAUUAACUAAUGAAACCAGAUGUCUUACUUGUGAAACUAUAAGCAGCAAAGAUGAAGAUUUUUUAGACCUUUCUGUUGACGUGGAACAGAACACAUCAAUCACUCACUGUUUAAGGGGUUUUAGCAACACAGAAACGCUGUGCAGUGAAUACAAGUAUUACUGUGAGGAGUGUCGCAGCAAACAGGAAGCACACAAACGGAUGAAAGUUAAAAAACUGCCCAUGAUUCUAGCUCUGCAUCUGAAGAGAUUUAAAUACAUGGAUCAGCUUCAUCGAUACGCAAAACUCUCUUACCGGGUAGUUUUUCCUUUAGAACUCCGUCUGUUUAACACUUCAGGUGAUGCAACCAAUCCCGACCGAAUGUACGACCUCGUGGCUGUGGUGGUUCACUGUGGAAGUGGUCCCAAUCGAGGACAUUAUAUUGCAAUAGUUAAGAGUCAUGAUUUUUGGUUGUUGUUUGACGACGACAUUGUAGAAAAAAUAGAUGCACAAGCUAUUGAAGAAUUCUACGGGUUGACAUCAGAUAUUUCAAAGAACUCUGAGUCUGGGUACAUCCUUUUCUAUCAGUCCCGGGACUGAGGAGGACUGUAAUGAAGAGAAUCUUUCUGCCUCGUUUCUUCUCCGGUUAUUUUGGAAAGGAUCAAGCACUGAUUUUUCAAGAAAAGAGAAAUGCAGGAAGCUCAGGGGGCAGUAGCAUACUUUGCACACAAUAAAGCAAAGACUAUGGAUUAACAAGCCCUUCCUAUCAUGGUAGUUGAUUUAUUUGCUCAGGUAUCAUGCUGUCUGUGUGGUUCCAUACAACAAGGAAAUGAAAUCAGAGAUGCCAGCUCCUCUUGUAAAACAGCCUUCCAGUUAUUGACACGCAUUUUCUCUUUAUAAAUUGCACCAGUAAUAAUUUGAAUUCCUUGGGGGUGCAGUAGGAAAAAUUGGAGUAUGUGCUGGGUUGUGUUGCUGAUGUAGGAGGUGAUUCUGAACGCGCUGCACAGAUGCCCAGGUCAGUAUGCGUAGAGCAUGCUCAGUGUCUUUUCAAGCAUAAACCAGAAUACUUUUGGGCCCAACACUUGCAGUUGCCUUCCUGAUAUAAAAACCUAACAUACUAGAAUCCAGUGUCAGGAAGACAAAUACGUUUUGCUUCUCUGAAGAAGCUUAUAAUAAUAUACAGUAUAUGUAUAUGUAGGGAACAAUUGGUCAAAGGUGGCUUUUUGUUUCCCCAAGGGGAAAGACUGGCUUUGUAAUUAUAAUUUUCUUCCUUAUUUAUUUUACUUAAAACUGGUAGAGUCUUAAGUAUUGUAUGAAGUGCCCAUGAUUCUGUCAGUAAAUUUUAGCAUAUUUUUUAUUAGCUUUGUCAGCUUAAGUAUUCCUUUUGUUUGUUUUUAUUUUUAAGGAGAAUUUAAAAUUCUAUCUGAAAUUACUAAGAGACCUUGAGAAAAAUUGCAAUGAAAGGAGGUAAAUACUUUUUUUUCAGGAGGAACUGAUAUCUCUGGCUGAGUAUUUGUUCUUUUGUCAUAGUUUAUAAGUCAUUUAUUUUAUUCAGCUUUAAUUUCAAUAAAAUAAAAACUAAAGUCUCUGUAGUUAUUGGAAUGAUGAAAAGAAAUUCUGGUGCGGUGGUGAUGUACUGGUCUUUUAGAGUUCUUAAAUACUCUGACAUUUCAGAUUGAAUCUUGCUUGGAAACUUCAUGUCAUCGAUGCUAUUUUCAAGUUUCUUUGUCUUUUUAACUUUGGAAAAAGGUAAUAUAUUCAUCAUAACCUUAGCAGCCUGGAUUAUAGCCAAAAACUCUUCUAAAGAUUACAUUUUGAUUAGGUAGGCCAGUAAUCACCAAAAAAAAAAAAAAAAAAAAAAAAAAAAAAGCCCCUUUCCCCCCUGUGACUUUACAGAUUGAUUGGAAGAAUGUUCAGAAAUUAAGAUUUAUAUUUUUCAUUUUGCUGGAGGUUUUAAGAAUAUAUGUAAUGUCAAAUGUGUGUAAAUCAUUGCAGUUGAUAUUUUUCCAUGCAUCUGCAAGUUGUCUGGCAAUGACCAAAUGUAACUCGCAGAAAAUAUUUGAAAAUUACUUUCACAGUAAUAGCAGUCAGGCAUUGGAUGUUUCCUAUCAUCAGGAGUAAUUUUUAAAGUUUUUCUAAAGUUAUUUUACUAAAACUGUUGACAAAAGAUGAUGUUUCUGUGCUGCUAUUAACAUUUAUUAUCUGUAUCUUUUAGCUCAGGAAAUGACUUCACCUAUUUGUCCCAUCAACAGAUCUUAAACAGGGUUACUUAACUAAUUGGCCUGCUUGGACAGAUGUGCUGAGAGAAAAUGAUGAUAUUUGAUGUUCAUACAAAAUAUCAAAAAUAUUUUGUCAAAUUCAUUUUUAAGAUACACUUUCUCUUAGACUGACUGGCGUUGUUUUGUACAGACUACACAUAGCCUGCCGGAUCUGCCUCCAUUACACAGAGAGUCAAAACCAGCAACGUGGGGAAAGUCAGAGGAGUGGAAGUGCUUGUGUUUUGAGUGCUUGAGCUGAAUUGUUUUGGAAUUUGAAGUUGUAUUUUUACAGGUUUCUGUAAAGAAAAGGGAUACAGUGAAGCAGAGUUAAAUUUAACAUCAGCCAGGCCACAGCAAGGAUUGAGGUAGAUGAAGUCAUUUACACAAAGGUACAACAUUGGAACACCGUGUUGCGUUUUGUACAAUUUGCGUUUAGGACACCAUACAGGCAAAGCAAGCUAACUUCAUGUGCAUCAAGCUCUGACAUUUGCAUUGAGUCCCGUUUGUCACACACGUUGUUCCCGUCUCCACAGUAGUUCGUAGUAUGAUUUGUCAGGGAGGGACUGUGAGCGAGUGGUGAUUCUAAACUUUUUUAUUCUUAGUGCAGCUGAUCGAAGUAAAAUGUUUUGAAGCCUAUCAGAAACUCAGCAUACUUUUAAAAUAUAUAAGGUUAGGGCUGGGAAAAUAAAAGUACAGGUGUAGUAGGUAAGAGAAGUGGCCCACCUACAGAGGCGCUGUGUGCUGGCUGGCUGUGGUUAAGGUGAGCAGGUGAGGUCGUAAAUGGGGCUGAUUACUGUAUAACUGUGUACAUGUUUAUUGGGAUAGCUGUCACAUAUUUUGUAUAUUAGAAUAAAGAUUUCUAUAAAUUAACUGAAAGUGAAUACUCUUAAGUCCCACUUCUAAGUCAUACGGCUCUGUCAGGGAGGCUUUACCAGUGACAGGAGCCGGGUGCUUAGGAAAGAGGAGGGAAGGGGAUGUUGUUCCAGAUGAGUCUCAUGCUUCUAAUCAUCAGUAUAGGCAGUUCUCUUUCUUUGAUGGCAGUAGAAGGCCCUCACUUUCAUAACAUACUACUAUUCACACUUUAUUUUAAGGAUGCUUUUCGUUAAAGAUUCUCUCACGAGAAUGAGUUUGGUUCCCAGUUUGGCUGGAAUCCGGGAGGCUGAGCUGUUCAGGUCCUGGCUCUUAGUGAACUCACACGUGUGACCUUGGGCAAGUCACCUAACCUCUCUGUGCUUCAGUCUCCCUGUCUUGCCAAACGGGAGUAAUACCUACCUCACAGGGUUGUUGUGGGGAUUAAUUAGAAAUAAUGUCUGUAAAGCAUUUAAGGUUCUUGAAGAAGGCGCUAUAUAAAUACAAAAUAUCUAUUAAAGUUGGUUUAUUUGUG
Cavia porcellus (domestic guinea pig) is the source of this 4303-nucleotide messenger RNA. RefSeq names its product ubiquitin specific peptidase 12 (gene Usp12). Bases 149 to 1261 code for a protein of 370 amino acids. Gene Ontology annotation, molecular function: cysteine-type deubiquitinase activity. NCBI's taxonomy places the organism in Eukaryota, Metazoa, Chordata, Mammalia, Rodentia, Caviidae. Gene Ontology annotation, cellular component: nucleus; cytosol. The record is from RefSeq and is a predicted model, not a curated record. The transcript has 9 exons. Gene Ontology annotation, biological process: protein deubiquitination.